AAAGGGAUGGAUUGUCCUUCUUUGGUGGAAACGAUUGCGUCACGACACUCCUUCCCUUUGGCGUGUACAAUAAUCACUCUCUUCAGUUUCCACUUUCCAUCCUACAUCGUAGAAAGAGUUGUCUGCCCUUUUCCUGCUUCCUCCAAGGAGAGUAUAUCGCCGGAAGUUUAGGCAGUCUAUAUUAUUGGUUUAUAUUUUGUGAUACUUUAAGCGAGAUUUGAAUAAGUCUGCUUGAUACUUUGCGAGAACUUAGUCAUUUGCAUUAGAUAGGAAAUAGCCAUAGCUUACCACUAAUGAUUCUUUUUUAUGUGUAUUUUUCUUAAAUUCUAAUGAGUUUUAAAUACGGGACAUGUGAAAAUAAAUGGCUAACUCUAUCAAGAAAAUAUGCUUCUGUUUCAUACGAUCCAUGGAUAUUACUUGCACUUAGAAGGUAGUUUAUUAACUUUGAGUAGAAAUUAAAUAUUUCUAUAGGAUGCGUUUAUUUUUUGAAUCAUUCUCAACUAAUAUAGUAGUGGAAUAUACAGUUAAAUAUAGAAUUUGUUUAUUUUUGUAGAAGAAUGAAUAUUUAUCCAGAAAUAUUCGAAGAUCUAACAUUUCAAAUAAAGAAACGUUUUGGAACAAUCCAACUUAUCUGAAUUUCAGUUAAGAAAAUAACUUUAUGCAUGAAGUUCAUAAAUUAUCCAUGGAUGUUCUGGAGUUAAGAUAAAUCAGUCUUCUAAACCAUUCUUUUAUUGCCACUGAAAUAUUUGGUCUUUUAGUGAUUAACAGCUUGGAAGUCUUCUGUUUUGAGAAUAAUAAACAAUUUUUUAUAGUUAUAUUAAAAUAAAUUAUCAAACCAAUAAGAUAAUUUAAUGUAAACGCGUAAUAAUUCAUGCAAAGGAGUAUUUCUAAUUUACAUAUUCAAAAGCUCGAUAUUUUUGCAGGAUGAGAUAUACAUUUGUUUGAAUCUGAUGGCAAUAAAACACGUGGACUUCGCACAAGAAGCUUUCAGUGCUUUAUACCAAAAACUGGAAAAUUUUCAAGAAUAUUUAUGAUGAUACUUUUCUAAUUUAAUGAAUCAAAGUUAGAGUUAAUUUUAUGGAUAAAAAUUGACAUUUUGAGAAUUAAAUGUGGACACUGGAUACUUCGAUAACCAACCUCGACAUACUAAAUACCAUUAUGGGUAGCUCAUGAGUAUACCAGCAUGUUAUAUUAUUCUAUAAUCAGCUUUCUAAUUGGAGAUGAAAUAUUUUGAAUCCUCGGUCAAACGGGGAUCAAACGGUGGAGGAGGAAGCAGUUCUCUGCGAUCUUCAGAUACUCCAGACGACCUGUCGCUGUCUCCCGGUGGCUGCCCGACCCCGUCGUCCGGUGACCCGGACUCCGAGCUCUCUUAUACGGUCGGAGUGACCGAAAAUACACCCUAUGGGUGUCAGUUUUGCGACAAGGCCUUUCCUAGGCUUAGCUACCUCAAGAGACACGAACAGAUUCACAGCGACCAGAUGCCGUUCCGUUGCGACUAUUGCCAAAGGCUGUUCAAGCACAAACGCAGUCGCGACCGUCAUGUUAAGUUGCACACUGGUGACCGCAAGUACCGGUGCUCACAAUGCGAAUCAGCCUUUUCUCGCAGUGAUCACCUUAAGAUUCAUAUGAAGACGCAUGAUAAUGGGAAACCAUACCAGUGCACGGUGUGCAACAGAGGCUAUAAUACGGCUGCGGCACUUUCUUCCCACAUGCAAAACCAUAAAAAGACUGAAACAGUGUCCGAACAAGGGAACUCUACAAUUUGCAAUCAAGGCGGCUCUGCAAACGCAAGUGAAUCACUGUGUGAGAAAGAUGGCACUAGGGAUGGUGACUCUCCUGAUCCCCCAAAACCACUGCUUUGUAAUUUCUGUCCCCAAGUGUGUUCGUCUCCUACGGCUCUCGGUGAACAUGUUCUACAGAGUCACCGAACGUUCACUACCACCUCCUCCUCUCUUUCUCUCUCUCCCCGGCCUCCUUCCACCAGGAACUGCUUCAAGUGUCUGGAUGAACUUUCGUCGCCCAAUGCCAUCUGUCCUCACAAAAAGGUGAAUACGGAAAUUGAGAGAGAAAAGAAUUCUCCUGAUUGUAACAACGUUAAAACUUCUGAAUCGCUUUCUCCGAGUAUGAAGUUAACCUGCGGGUUCUGUUCCAAGUCCGAUUUCCCUAGCUUCGAAUCUUUGCAGCUCCACGUACAAGUGCUCCACGUGCCGACUGGAGGGACAGACAGUGCUCUGGCGGCUUCUAUCCGUUCCCUACAGUCCUUGCUACAUAAGCGUCCGCCCCCAAAUUCACAUGCAGAAAAUAUGUUAGGAUUUCCCAAUUUGGAUUGUGAUUCCAGCUUCUCGGCUUUACACAUGCUCCAGAAGCAUGCUGCUUUGGGGGAGAGCCUAAUGCUGAAACGUCCUAGUGACAUAUAUUGUUCUCAGUGUAACAUAGGUUUCACUUCAUCCGCUGCUCUCCUGGACCAUGUGCAGAUGGUACACGAAACUUCUGGACCAAAUGUGUCACGAUCCUCAUCCUCACCAGUCAGCAACCAUUCUAGCAAGAGGUCCCUGGCCAGUUCUCGCACGAGGCCAAAUGGAACGAAGCACUUAAAAUCGUCCAGUAUGUUAGUAACUCAUUCAGCAGUCUUCAAUGGCAGCACAAGUUCUCAUUAUAGAAGACAAGAUCCUGGCGGAGGGCAGGGAAGCCUAGGAGCAGGCCAGAAUCCGGCUAACAGUGCUACCACUUUGCUCUGUAGUCAGUGCAAUGCUGGAUUUCAGGACUUCGAGUCAUUUCGGACGCACCUCAAGAGUCAUCUGGAUGCAGCAGCAGCGGCUUCUGUCUCUGGAGCAGUCCCUACUUCAACAACUUCAACAGCCUUACAGCGCUAUACUUGUCCCGAGUGUAAUGCAGAAUUCGGGAAUGAGUCACUGCUGGAAAGUCACGUGACGAGCCAUUUCCUUUCUGCCACCACAGAAUACGGAUGUCAGUCUUGCAUGAAACUCUUCCAGAAACCAGACGAACUCCAGAAACAUUUGAUGGAUGUCCACGCUUACCAUCUUUAUCGCUGUGCCCUCUGUAAGCAAAUCUUUGAUUCAAAG
This is a messenger RNA of Stegodyphus dumicola, 3083 nucleotides long. Its product is annotated as zinc finger protein 423-like. Gene Ontology annotation, biological process: regulation of transcription by RNA polymerase II. Gene Ontology annotation, cellular component: nucleus. Lineage: Eukaryota; Metazoa; Arthropoda; Arachnida; Araneae; Eresidae. Gene Ontology annotation, molecular function: RNA polymerase II cis-regulatory region sequence-specific DNA binding; DNA-binding transcription activator activity, RNA polymerase II-specific; zinc ion binding. The record is from RefSeq and is a predicted model, not a curated record.